Molecule: messenger RNA, 1277 nt
Organism: Nanorana parkeri
Lineage: Eukaryota; Metazoa; Chordata; Amphibia; Anura; Dicroglossidae
Gene: PIPOX
Product: pipecolic acid and sarcosine oxidase
Exons: 8
Coding region: 93-1271 (392 amino acids)
Cellular component (GO): peroxisome
Molecular function (GO): flavin adenine dinucleotide binding; L-pipecolate oxidase activity; sarcosine oxidase activity
Source: RefSeq, a predicted model, not a curated record
GUGUGAAAAUCCCUCCUUCUGGUGGAGCUUGCCUAAGGACAUGGGGCCUCCUACUCCCUUCCUACUCACUCACAGAGAAGACACAAAUAAACAUGGCUCUUCCUAGCAGCACAGUGUAUGACUGUAUUGUGAUAGGAGCAGGAAUUCAGGGAUCCUUUACUGCCUAUCACCUAGCUAAAAACAAGAAAAGGACUCUGCUUCUGGAACAGUUCCCCCUUCCUCACUCCAGAGGCAGCUCCCAUGGACAAACAAGAAUUAUCCGCAGAGCCUAUGCAGAAGACUUUUACACCAACAUGAUGGAGGAGAGUUACCAGCUGUGGGCAGACCUGGAGAGAGAAUCAGGCAUCAAACUGUAUAGGCAAACAGGGCUUCUGGUCAUUGCUCCACCUGGCAAUGAAGAAUUUGAAUCGAUAUGUAGAAAUAUGGAACGCAACAAAACAUCUUGGGAAAGGUUCACCAAGGAACAGCUAAUGGCUAAACAUCCCGAAUUUAUCCUGAAUCCCGGAGAGGUUGCUUGUUGUGACAAUAAUGCUGGAGUUCUGUACGCCGACAAGGCGCUGAGAGCUGUACAGGAACAAUUUAAGCGAAUGGGUGGGGUGAUCCAAGAUGCCCAAAAGGUAAAGCAUAUUCAGCCUGGGCAAGUGGUAACAGUGACAACUACCUCUGAUAUCUAUGAAGCAAAAAAUAUAGUCAUCACAGCAGGACCAUGGGCCCAGAAGGUCCUUUCUCCCCUUGGCCUUGAACUACCAUUAAAGACUCUGAGAAUUAAUGUUUGUUACUGGAAAGAGAAAACUCCCGGGAGAUCCGGUCUGCUGCAAAACCUCCCAGCAUUCCUUGGUGUAAAUCUAAACGGAGAAGAGCAUGAAGUCUAUGGACUACCUUGCCAAGAAUAUCCAGGGUUAAUUAAGAUUUGUUUUCAUGGUGGAAAUGAGGCUGACCCUGAGGAGCGGGAGCUUCAAGUUAAAACACCCCAAAUCCCAGACAUCCAGAUACUUUGCAACUUCAUCAGUAAAUACCUUCCCGAUUUGCACCCAAAGCCUGCUGUGAUGGAACAAUGCAUGUAUACGAAUACUCCAGACAAUAAUUUCAUCUUGGAUUACCAUCCUCUUUACAAGAACAUUGUUAUAGGCUCUGGAUUCUCAGGUCAUGGCUUCAAGCUUUCCCCACUGGUGGGGAAGAUAUUGAGCGAGCUCAGCAUGGGGAAGGAGCCUUCAUAUGAUCUUACACCAUUCCGCAUUGCUCGCUUCAAUACCCCAAGCGCAUCUUUGUGAGAUGAA